ACGGCCAAGAUUCAAAGUUUUUCCUCGGUUCUGUUAGCUGCGCGCUGAGCUCCAAAAGAAGGAAGACGAUGUUUGGCUUUCACAAGUCAAAGAUCUACCGGAGUAACGACGGCUGCUGCAUUUGCAAGACCAAGUCGUCCAGCUCGCGUUUCACCGACAGCAGUCGAUAUGAAGACACGUUCCGGCUCUGUUUUGGGCUGUCGGAGGACCGUGUCGGGGACAUCUGCAAUGCGUGCGUGUUGUUGGUCAAGAGGUGGAAGAAACUACCCAGCGGCUCCAAGAAGAACUGGAACCACGUGGUGGACGCCAGGGCCGGUCCGGGCUUCAAGGUGACAAAACCCAAAAAGGUCAAGAACGGUGACGGCAAGAAGAAAAGCAAGCUGAAACGGCUUCACAAGUUAAAGAGGCAAAACUCGGACGCUCACAGCACCACCUCCAGCGUGUCUCCCGCCCAGUCGCCCAGCUACAGCAACCCGUCGGACGACGGCUCCGACGUAGAGUCCAAACAAAGGCGUUCCUCGCCUUCCGCUUUCUCUUUCUUGGACCGCUCGUACUGGAAAAGGCAAAAGAUUUGCUGCGGCAUCGUGUGCAAGGGCCGCUUCGGGGAGGUGAUCAUCGAUCCUCGGCUCUUUAAGCCCUGCUGCAAUUCCAAAACGCAGAAGACGCUGGCGGCCUCGCAGGUCCCCUCGCUGCUUCCGGAAACACUCCCGCCGCAACUCCCGGAGGAACGAAACCUGGUGAUGGCGCUUGUUUAACCUCGCGCGGGUUAUCCGUGGCACUCAUCUGGAAUUUGUCUCCAGUGGCAGACUUCCUUUUUUCACCUUCUUUAGAUCUGUUGGUUAGUUGUAAUUGCCCCCCCCCCCCCGCCCCUCAUA
Phycodurus eques (leafy seadragon) is the source of this 875-nucleotide messenger RNA. It is a transcript of the gene sinhcafl, whose product is annotated as SIN3-HDAC complex associated factor, like. The transcript is spliced from 6 exons. Bases 69 to 755 code for a protein of 228 amino acids. Gene Ontology annotation, biological process: negative regulation of cell migration. NCBI's taxonomy places the organism in Eukaryota, Metazoa, Chordata, Actinopteri, Syngnathiformes, Syngnathidae. The record is from RefSeq and is a predicted model, not a curated record.